Papaver somniferum (opium poppy) is the source of this 1170-nucleotide messenger RNA. Its product is annotated as F-box/FBD/LRR-repeat protein At1g16930-like. Bases 1 to 1170 code for a protein of 389 amino acids. The transcript is spliced from 4 exons. The record is from RefSeq and is a predicted model, not a curated record. Gene Ontology annotation, molecular function: protein binding. NCBI's taxonomy places the organism in Eukaryota, Viridiplantae, Streptophyta, Magnoliopsida, Ranunculales, Papaveraceae.
AUGAAACCAAGAAAAGCACCAUUGGCAUCUGAUAACACAGAUAAACUUAGUGAUUUACCAGAUGCCCUUCUUCAUAAAAUCUUAUCAUUCAUUAAUAUGACGUCUGUAAUUCAGAACAGCAUUUUGUCCAAAAGAUGGAGGUAUCUUUGGAAAUCUCUUCCUACUCUGAAGUUCCACUCGGAUGAUAUGUAUCAGAAAUCUUUUAGGAACCUAUACAUGAGAGAGGAGGAUGUCAUCGUGUAUUUUAUUGACCAGGUAUUAGCUCGUCGUGAGAGAUCUGAUAUACAGAGACUUGACAUUGUUAUUUAUGAUGUUAAAUCUUAUUUUGGAGAUCAUCUUUAUUCAUGGAUACAUGUUGUUGUAGACUGUAAUGUUCAAGAACUAUCUAUUGAGAUUUGGGAUAAUCAACAGGUUAAGAUUCCUGCUUGUCUAUUUACUUGUACAUCUUUAACCAAAUUUGAAUUAGCAGUGAAUGGUAGGCAUAAUUAUGGGGAAAUAUUUCUACCUGAUGCUAUAGAUUUACCUAGGCUCAAAUGUCUGAAGUUUGAGGGACUUGGAUUUGAAGAUGAAGAUUUAACUGACAAGUUCUUCUCUAAGUAUCCUAAUCUUGAAUCAUUGAAAAUAGUAGAUACUUACAUUGAGUUCGAUAUCUACUUUCCAAAUCUCGAAGUGUUUAUACUAGAAUUUAAUGAUGUAAGGUGUCCAAUGGCUACACUACAAGAAGAUUGGUAUGGCAGCAGCAAUACUAUCAAGUUAAUUGCUCUGAAACUGACAUUCUUAAGAUGCAAAGGUUUGAUAUCGGAAGACAACGUCAUAGAGAACCUUUCUUCUAUUAAAACUGCUGACAUUGAUAUCAAAUUACUAGAAGAUAUGCGCUGGUACCAUAAUGGUUUAGAAGAAGAAGAUUCAGGGCUUUCUGCAGAGGAUGUAGAAUCUGGUAAGCUUAUGGUGAAAUUCUUAAGUGCGCUCAGUGAUGUGAAGUUUCUAACGCUAUCUCACAGAGUCCUCAAAUUGGAUCCUCCUCCAGCAAGAACUGGUUCAGGACAGCCAAGGAAGGUUAGUGGUAAUGACAUUAUUAUAAUUGUAUUUGUAUUAGAUGCUUUUGAUGGUGGUGGAAGGAUUCAUAUACCAUCAAGAGCUCUCAUUGACCUGCCCGAGGAUAAGUGGUAA